AUGGCGGGUAGCAUGAGUGGUUUAGUUGUUCGUGAUGACUCGGAUGAAUCUUUCUUGGCGUCGCUGAGAAGCUAUUCGAUGCAGAAUGCUCAAAAAGGAACAAAACAAGUCAAGCGGGGAAAAAGGAGGAGUACCACAGCUGAUCGUCCACCCUGGAAAAACGUUUUUGAUGAUAUUACCUCUGCUCCAACUGCACCGGAAAAUGACGAAAAGCUCCCUAUGAAUGUUUCCCGUUUUGAAGAAGUUCGUGGAAGUUCGCAGAAUAUUUUUUCUGGCGACGAGCGCAGUGAAAGAUUGGCCUCUUUAAUAGCACAGACAAGAAAGUUGCGUGAAGCUGGCGAUGGCCAAGAAGCUUUUGAAGAAAAUCAAAAACUUGGCAAAGUCGAGAGCAAAGGAUUAAAUCGUAUCCAGCAAUUGAAGAGGGAGGUUGAAUGUUUACGUGCGCAGCGACUCCACAAGUUCGAAGCUGAGAAAAGCCGCCAGGAGUUCAAAUGUAACCAUAUGCUUCGAAAAUCUUACGAAGUUCGGGAAGUUAACGAAUUUAUAAAGAAGCAAAGAGCACGUCGACGAGUAUCUGAGGAGAAAGCGACGGAAGAAGCGAGAAUGGAACGCAUGAAAAAAGCUCAGAAAUUACGCGAACUUCAGGAAAAGGCUGCGAGUGUUCGUCGUGCCAGUUGCGUACCACAGAGCUCUCCUUGUGCGGACCGUCGAAUGUAUUCAGAACCUCAAACCAUAAAACGAAGCGCUUCUGUACCGACACGUCCGGAAAAUUCGGAAUACGAUGGCAAUAAACCAAUUUCACGUUGGGGCGAAAAUCUGCUUCUAAGCGACGAACGGAUAAGAAAUCUUGCCACCGCUUUGUCCACGAGGCUCGAGGAAGAAGGUGCUGCGUAUUUGCAGAAACUUCGACUCUUCUACGACUUGAAGAAAGCCGCUCGUGUUAAGAAGUCCCCUGUCUUGAACGACAUUAAUGUUCGUCGACAAAAAAGAUCGAGCGAAAAUGAUCCAUCUGACCGGGAAGGAUUAGUGGUCGACAUGCCGCCGGAGGGAAGAGUGUUUUUUUCAGGCAUGGAUCCAGAAUUGAGUGCCGGCGAACUUUCAGACGACUCAGAAACUGGUGCCGACGUCAGCAAUAUGGCUGAGGAGAUUGUUGAGUUGAAGCUAUCGAAUGCUGAAAAUCUCGGAGAAGUUCAACGAUCUUCAUACCCCCGAAGUCCUCCGGAUACCGUCGAAAAAGUUCUUCAGUCGGCGCCUGGGAUGAACAGUUAUCCUUCUGAACUUCGAAAGACUGCACAAGCGACCGCAAAAGCGUCACCCGAACUCUCUGAUGCCGAGAAGAAGUCCAAGACGACAGCAGUUAACGGCCUUCACUACAUCGAUGGCACACACCUAAGGCGUGCGCUCUUGUCCACUUUGACGAAAGCUGAUGAUGGUAAAAUUUUAGCUGGAAAAUCGGAUUUCGGGGUAAUUGAAGCAUUGAAGUGCAAAUUGAGAAUAAACCCCCGUGAGGUGAAUUUAGCCGGCGAGUUUCGCAUUCCGUUGAACUCUCACCGAGGGAGUGCUGAUGCUGCAACGCAGCAUAACGACGCUCUUGUGGCGUCGAAAGGUGUGCAAGCAUGUGAAACAGUGGAUGCGGGUGUGGAAACAUCUGGAGGUUCUCCAUAUUAUGAAGACAAAGCGUUACAAACUUCUUUUCUUCCGUCACCUGUGGUGAAGGACGCUGUUUGUUCCACGGACGAACCAAGUAUUUCAUUGGAUGUAAAGCGCAGUGACAGUGUCUUUGCCCGUGUUCACACAAUGAACGCCUCUGCUCGUCAAGUAAACCCGGAGAAACAUUCUUUGAAUAUGGCUUCAGCGCCUUUGGGUGAUACAAGUAUCGAUGAACCUACUGAUGCAUCUACGAGUGGCAUUCUGGGGUAUGCCCCGCGAACUUUGGAUAUGAAAUUUCGCACUGAGCUGGCUUAUCUCGAAACCCUCGAGGAAUCCAUUCGACAGCUUGGUGAGCUGUAUCGGAUCAGUUCUGUUGCCGGUACCCAACAGGAUAAUCUGGUUCUUGCAGAAAUCGUCAAGUUACGACAGCAGGAGCUGUUGCCAUUGCUGAAGGCAGAGGAGCAAAAUCGACAAUCCGAAGAGCAGAGAAAAGUUGCUUUGGAUGCCGAAACGCGAGCCAUUCAGCAGACCCUAGAAACUGUUCGCCGGGAAACGCAUGCCUUGAUUGCACAAUCGACUGAAAAAAUGACAGAAACCCAAGCUCAAAUGGCGCAAAUUGCUUCGGAUGUCGUGAAAGAAAUCACAAAAAUUUCUCGAGUUCCUCAGACGAUGGAUCAUGAUCUCACAUCUGCUGCUGUCUCGGCAGCGAUUGAAACGGCCAUUAAGCAGAUUAAAAAGACUCACAAGUUGGUGCAUGGCCAGUCCUCGGUGUCGUCUCUUUCCGAAGAAUCGACCAUCACUUCUCAGGGAGAUGACUCCAAGUUGUGUUCUCGAAUCGAAGAGAAAACGAAUAAUGGCAUGGAAGCGAGAAAAUCACCGACAAACGGUUUUGAGAUUGAGCUCUCUCACAUGCCUGCAACCCGAAAAGAGGAUGGCAGUAUUGCAGAAGAAAUUUCAGAAGCGUACUCAAGUGAUUUCGAGCCAAUCACGAAUGAAGUGUCUGCAUCGGAAAAUCCUCCAGUAGCAGUGCUAGGUCAAUCUACCGAAACUCAAAGUGGAUUCCGUCGACACGCCAUCCAGCUCGGGAUCAAGAAGCCAGGUAACGAUAUUUACACAGUUGGUAGUGCACUGGUGUCCACGGAUUCCCCAAGUACACAGUCCUUCGAUGACAUCAACCUGGCCAUGGUGAAGCACCAGCUGGCUGCUGUGGAAUUGCGAGCAAGACAACAGAAAUCAAUGCUGAAGAUGAAAGAAAUUAACAUCGCUGCCUCUGCUCGUUCUGAGAUGGGCGAUAUCGAGAAUAAACGAAACGAUGCUGAAUUAUCUGGGGAUAGAAGGACUCUUGCUGCUUUGAAGAAACGCAAGGAACUACUAGAGGAACGCAUCAAAAUGGAGAAAUCUCGUAUGAUUCGCUUGAAAGAGGAAGUUGCAGCAGAAAACAAACGAGAACGUCUAGCACUUCUGGAACGGCAAGAACGGAUAAUCAAAUUGAGAGAGCAAUCCAAGAGUGCCGUAGUUCUGAGUGAAAGCAGAAAGCAGUCCGUCGCUUCCAUCGCUGCAGCUGACAACGUGAUUAGUGGAGAUAGCGACAAAGAAAAUCAAGAGACGGCAGGAAACCUGGAAAUUAAAAUUAACUCCGAGGAAAAACAAUCGUCUUCUGUCACUCCUCCAGAAGAAAACACCCUUUCCGGUGUCGCGUCUUCGAAGCUGGAAUCGGUGCCGGAAACUUUGAUUGUGCCUAGACAUUCACGCAGUCAUUCGGACGAUUCGAAAGCACGCCAGGGAUUUUUACUGCCAAAUUUAUCCCGCGGUGACUUGGAUCGAUCCUUCAGUGCUUCCCAGCUGCCGAUGUUGGAAAGAAAUUACAGAAACUCUGCGCAUUUCCGAAGUAGAAAAGGGCCCUCUCAUAACAAUUCAAGUUCUUCUGAGUCGACUCUUACUGAUCAAGAUGAUCCAUUGGGAAGGAAAGCGUGGAGGAGCCUGAAGAGAUACGAAGCUAAUAAGAGAAGAGAACAGCAACUUCACGAACGACGAAAAAAUGUGGAGGAGUUGCUCGCGUGGCGAACUAGGCUGGAGAAAGAAGAACUGGUUGUUCGGAAGCUGGAAGAGGAAGCUCUGAAGUACAAGGCUGCAGCACAAGUUUCAUCCCAUGAAACCUCAGUUGUUGAUCGGGUGGAACAAAAUCUGUGCAAAGGCGAAGAAGCUCGGAAUCAGAAGCGUUCAAUCUCCGCUCAUGAUUCUGUGGACGCGGAUGUUCUUGAUCAUCCUGUGACUGAGUCAUCGAUUCCCGAAGAAUUGGAAGAUGACCACAGUGCUGUGCAGGGAAUAGAAAUUGACGCAUCCAUUCCUGAAAAGAGUGAUGUCAGUGCAGCUGAAGUCGAUUCCCAGGAGCUGAUCGAAUCAGAAGUAGAUGGGAUUCGUGCAGACGUGAGUGAAGAGCGAUAUGUGCUUCACGAUUCCCAGUCGGAACAAAUAACCGAGGAAAGUGCCGAGGAAACUCGACAGAAACGUUUACGUGAAAAGUUUCGUAGCAAAGCUGGUAUGAUUGUUUCAACACCAUUAUCUCCGAGAACUACGCGUCCGAAAAGGAGGUUGUCCAGUGGGUCGGAUGACAGCUUUUCGCACACUCAAACUGAAACUUCAGAUGUCGGCAGUGAUGCUGAAGGAAGGAUAAUAGCGUUACAAGAAGAAUUGAAACGCCGUCAUCGGGAAGUUGAAAGACUGAAAAAAGAAGCCAAACGUCGUUACCGGGAGAAAUUGCGCAAUUACAACAAUUUCAUCGCUCAAACCAAAAGAGAGCUAGAGCAGGAACUGAGUGACGGAGACCUGAGAGUUGGCAGUGUGAAGCCACAAAUCAAGAAGCCGAAAUACCGUCAAAAGGACUUGGGAGCCUCAGGAAUCAAUGUGAUCCCUAAUGCAGAAUCGUCUGCCAGCGUCCAUGAUGAACAGGCAUUGGAAAUAUCCGAAGAAUGCGAUUCAGGAAGUGGAAAAUUUGUUGAGAAUGAACCCAUUAGUUUGGGAGAAGCUGCGAGCCAGUCUUACUCUGCUGCCUUCGAAAGUUCUCUCAGUGGGGAUGACCAAUCCUGUGUGAGCGUUGCUACUUUGGAGGCUGAAACGGAAAAUGAGAUGAUUCUGACAGAAUCUGAAAGUUCAUCUGGAUCACAGAUCAAGAAGUCCGAGUCAAUCGUUGACAAUAGUGAGGAAUUAGAAUCCGAAAAAAUAGAAACUAUUGAAACGGAAAGCGAGAAGGAAUUUUCGGACGAAACAGAUGAUGGCCAAGUGCCUUCGCCUGUUCUUGAAGAUCUCUCGCGGCGGAGUUCAGCCAGCACGGAUACGAUCGUUCUUAGCCCUCUUAAAACUCCCGUUUCUUUGACCGGGAACGUUUUAUCCCCCGAAGAAAAAGAUGUUGCGGGAGAAUUUCCCAUCACUGAAUGGCCCGCCGAAAACACACACAUCGAAUUGGAGGAAACUCAAGAAAGCAACGAAGGGUCUGAUGCGAUUGCGUUCGAAGAUACAGAUGAAAAUCGCGAUGAGCCGUCGUCUACUCUCGAUAACUUACAGGUGGAUGAGAAUUGCAAAAAUCCAUGGUUAGAUACUUCCGUAAUGGCCCCGGAACUUGCGACCAGGAAUCCGGGCCAGCAUCUCCCGAAGGACAAGAUUAAAUUUGUCGAUGAAACUGUUGAGUUGCUCCUUGCGUCGAUGAUGAAGUCUUUUUUUGACGAUCCAGUUCAACUAAAGCCUUCAAAUCUGCCUGUGCGGAAUGAAGAUCGUCCGAAUUUUACUUGUGCUCUCGAAGAGAUUUUGGAGAAACCGGAAGGAUCAGUAUUUCCUCUAUCAGAGAUUGAAGAUGUAGAUGGUGGUUUCACCGAGUUAGACGUCAAGGAAAAAUUGGCUGGCGAGUACGCGGAUGCAAUCCUGAGUGAUCUUGCGAAAGAAAUUGUCGAUGAAAUUGCUGCAAUUAAAGAAACGAAGUCCGAGCUUGACAUCGUAAGACCACCCCGACCGUCUACUUCACCUACACCUCCUGUCUUGGUAUUUCCAUUGACUGAUGCUGUUGCCGCUGCCCUGGAUCGAGCAGUUUCACCUGUUACUCAACCGAGUGGAGAUCUGGAUGUAUCGGUGGACCUCCUUGCGCCUCUUUCCCCGGGACAUCUCUUACCUGUUGGGCGAGUUCGACAGUGUUCUGUCGACGACAUGCAACUCACGUUUUCGCCUAAAAAAGGGAAUUGGAAUGAAAACGACUUCGUUAUGCUGAGCAAACAAAGAGAGCAUGAGAAGCUAAAAGAAAAGCAGGCCCAAAUUGAACAUGAGAUAAAAGAACUAGAAGCAUUGCAGCAAAUGCAACAGUUGCAAGAACAAGCUGCUCCUUUUUACCUUCGAGAGAUCCCCAACAAACCUCCACCUCCUUAUACACCCCCGAAACAAAAUGGAUCAUCAACUGGAUCCCCGCGAAGUCGUGGUCAUCGUCAUUUGAAUACAGGCCUUCGACUAUCAAAAUCCGAUCUGGAAAGAUUGGCAUUGGAAGCAUGUCGGGUCAUUCCAGUUUUUAAAGAAGAGCACGAAACUUACCUGGCGAAAGCGGCAGAAAUUGUCUUCAAAUGCUAUGCUGCUGGAAAUGACGUCAGCUCAAUGCAACCUCCACCUGAAUACUUCGGCCCGAAAGAAGCUGGAGAUGAUCCUGAUACGAUUGUGCGUCGCUGUUACAUCGAACUCCUUUUUGACUUGGCCAAAGAAACAUUAGUUGAGCGGAUGAAUGCAGCUGUAGUGACCCCGAGACCCGUCUACAUGAAGCCGAAAUUAGUUCCUCACCGAAGCUGGCUCAUGCCCCAAAAUGUUGAUGUGUUGAAAGAUGCUGCCUGUAAGGCGGGUCUUCGGUGGCUAGGCUUUGAGCCGAAGGCAAACCGUGAUCGAUUUAUAGUCGAAUGGACCAAAAAGAAGAAAGACAACGUUGAUCGUAUUCUUGUUGCGGAGUUGCAGCGGGAAGAAGCGGCUUGGACGGAUUUUGAAGAGGAGGAAGUAUUCAUCAAAAACAAGCUAACGAACGUCAUUUUCGAAGAUCUAGUUGCCGAAUUUGUUGAGGAAUUGGCAAGUUUGCGAUCGUUGAGACGAAAAAGAGUUGCCUACACGAAAACAUAGCCUUAAUGUUUUUUUUUAGAUUAAAGUGUAAAAUCCGUCCGAAAAUCUAAAGGAAAUCAUGUGCGAUCAAGUUUGCGGUAUGCUCGUGCCAUUAUAAUUUCUAGCCUCAGAAUCUACUUUCUCGAGAUGAUUUUGAAACAUUUGAAGUGUAUUUAGUGCAGCCUGCUCAAUUGAAUUUGCGAUUCUGUACCUAAGGUUCAGUCACCCGUCCAUAUUUGGCCCUCGAACGAAGACAAAUAAUUGGUACGACCAUCUGAAUACGUACUAUGGUGGCAUUCGUCCGGAGGCAUUUUACGCCAUCUGACAAUAGGAAGUUUUACGUUUUGGUGACGCUAUUAUUUUGUAGUCGCCGAUCUGUUGGUUCGAAAACUGUGCUCAAAGCAGAAUAAGAACGAAAGUUUGAAGUUUAUAUCGAGAGUCCUUCUCAAAUGCGGCGUGCCAUUAUCCUGUUCGAUUGUGUUCUGAUCUGCUUUUUAAAUUUUGUUGAUGGUUUAUUUGGUCUUCAUUGAGAUGAUUUUGGAGAAUUUGUUGUACUUCCGUGAUUCACCUUUCGCUUCGUGAAAUUCUUUUCUCCUUUUUCGCGUUUUGACGAAUGAAAUUGGGUAUCCUGCGAAUAUGGUACUGUUUUUGGCAAGAAGCUCGUUGGCAUGUCCUUCUAUUUAUUGAAAGGGUGGGAGUUUAUUAUGGUAAACCUUUUCUACUGCGGUUCUAAAGUGAAAGUUUCACUUCAGUGAUGAAGUGAAAUUAAAGGAAAUGUGUUUUAGUGAUACCUGUACCGAAUAAUUUGCUGCAAACUCUUGGUGAAAUAGUCGGACGAGAGCUUGAGAA
Molecule: messenger RNA, 7614 nt
Organism: Notodromas monacha
Lineage: Eukaryota; Metazoa; Arthropoda; Ostracoda; Podocopida; Cyprididae
Source: the annotation of a GenBank genome assembly